Alosa alosa (allis shad) is the source of this 2325-nucleotide messenger RNA. RefSeq names its product amyloid beta (A4) precursor-like protein 1 (gene aplp1). The record is from RefSeq and is a predicted model, not a curated record. Gene Ontology annotation, biological process: axonogenesis; central nervous system development. Gene Ontology annotation, cellular component: Golgi apparatus; plasma membrane. The transcript has 16 exons. The coding region runs from base 206 to 2239 and encodes 677 amino acids. NCBI's taxonomy places the organism in Eukaryota, Metazoa, Chordata, Actinopteri, Clupeiformes, Clupeidae. Gene Ontology annotation, molecular function: transition metal ion binding; alpha-2B adrenergic receptor binding; alpha-2C adrenergic receptor binding.
UCUAUCACAUCCGUUCAGGAGUCCAUUAUGUGGAUCCAUUGUCACCGACAUACAGGCGGCUACUGUGAGUAGCCUACGCCUCAGCCGUAGCUAAAGGACCAAAUUACAGACUCGCAUCACAAUCACGCGCAGCAUUUUGAGGAUUAACUGAUUCAACCUUCAAGACAACAACGCAAAAUCUUAAACGAGCAGAGAGAUCCGAAAAAUGUCACCCAUACUGCUGAUGUUAUUGUUACAUCGUAUCACAGCAAAUAACGAGGUACAGAUCACGAAUGAUGUGGUGGGCCCAGGUCAGCCACUGAUGGAGCCACAGAUUGCCAUGUUCUGUGGACGGCCACUCUUACACAUGAACCAGGCAAAUGGCCAGUGGGAACCUGACCCUCAGGGUCGUCAAGAAUGCUUCACUGACUAUAGUCAGAUCCUGUCCUACUGCCAGGAGAUGUAUCCCAACUUGCAUAUUACUAAUGUGGAAGAGUCCUCUAAUCCAGUCACAAUUCCAUUCUGGUGCCAGAAAGGCUUGGGUCACUGCCAGACUCGUUCCAUCAUUCCUUAUCACUGUCGAGGGGGUGAAUAUGUGAGUGAGGCACUACUUGUUCCUGACCGCUGCCGCUUUCUGCACCAAGAGCAGAUAGACAUGUGCAAGAGCUACAUGCACUGGCACAAUGUUGCUAAGGAGACAUGCACAGAAGAUAGUUUGGAGCUUCAUAGUUAUGGGAUGCUGAUACCAUGCGGCAAUAAUUUCAGGGGGGUGGAAUUUGUUUGCUGCCCAGGCAGAGCAGGAAUCAAUGGACAAGAGCGAGGAAAUGUGGAUGGUGUGUUUAAACGCAUGAGCCUGACCCAAACCAGCCAUAGCCAAACAACCCUGAGUCCAAUGACAAACAGUCAUGAAAAUGAAGAGAAUGAAGAGUCUGAUGAUGGUCAGAAAGAACUAUGGAAGAAAGAGGAAGGGGCAGAUACUGCUGAAGAAAAUGUGGUUACAAUUUCCAAAGAGGCCAUUGAAGAUGAAUACUCUGGUCCCAGUCAGACCUCUGAUUACCUUGACAACUUUUACCAUAAGAAGGUGACUCAAGUCAGUGUCACACCACUUCCCCAGACACAAGAAAAUGUGUCACCCACUCUGCAAUCAGCGGAUGGAGUAGAUGUUUACUUUGAGAUGCCUGGAGAUGACAGUGAGCAUGCCAAUUUUCUCUCUGCCAAAAUGGCUCUGGAGGAGCGUCGUAUGAAGAGUAUAAAUGAGAUAAUGAAGGAGUGGGCAGAUGCAGAUAGCCAAUCCAAACACUUGCCUAAGUCUGAACGUCAAGCUUUGAAUGAGCACUUCCAGUCUGUCCUGCAGACUUUAGAGGAACAGGUGGCCGGUGAGCGCCAGAGGCUUGUUGAGACCCAUUUGGUUCGUGUUGUAGCCAGUCUCAAUAACAAUCGGCGUUUGGCCCUCGAGAACUACGUCGCCGCAGUGCAAAGUGAAAACCCCCAGCCAGAGAGUGUGCUACAAGCUUUGAAACACUACAUGGCAGCAGAACAAAAAGAUCGGAAACAUACACUGAGGCACUACCAGCAUAUUGAAGUUGUUGAUCCACAGAGAGCAGAACAGAUGAAGUUCCAGGUCUACACCCACUUGCAUGUAAUUGAGGAGCGAGUUAACCAAAGCCUGGCUCUGCUUUACAAAGUUCCUGCUUUGGCCGAGGAGCUUCAUCAAGAAAUUGAGAAAUUAAUAAAGAGUGAACAGGAAGACAUCACCCAGCUUAUGACUGUUUCCUUCUCUGGAACCCGUACCACAGAGGAGGUGCUAACAGCUGAGACUGAAGAAGAGAAUGAUAAAGAGGAGGAACAUGCAUUUCAGAGCCGCCCAUAUCCCACAAAAUUUGUUUCUGGAACUGAAGAGUAUGACUACCCUUUAUCUGAGAGGGGAGCCUCAGAUGAAGAUGAUGAGAAGAUAAAUACCUCUGUUGAAGUGAAGCAAGUGUUGUACAAAUCUUUUGGGAUCCAGAGGGAUGAGCUGCAACCUGAUGCACUGGAGACAUUUAACCGUGGAGCUAUGGUGGGACUGCUGGUGAUUGCUGUAGCCAUUGCUAUGGUCAUGGUUAUUAGCCUUUUGCUAGUGCGCCGAAAGCCCUAUGGUACAAUCAGCCAUGGUAUUAUAGAGGUUGACCCCAUGCUCACCCCAGAGGAAAGGCAACUUGACAAGAUGCAAAACCAUGGCUAUGAAAAUCCCACCUACAAAUUCUUUGAACAAAUGAACUGAUUACUCAGUUACUCAGUACAUUGUCGUCCCCCACCCCCGCCCGAUAUAAAUCAUUGGUCAUUGGUCAGUUCCAGUGACGAUUUAAA